Molecule: messenger RNA, 1850 nt
Organism: Planococcus citri (citrus mealybug)
Lineage: Eukaryota; Metazoa; Arthropoda; Insecta; Hemiptera; Pseudococcidae
Product: RNA-binding protein 34-like
Exons: 6
Coding region: 206-1762 (518 amino acids)
Molecular function (GO): RNA binding
Source: RefSeq, a predicted model, not a curated record
AGAAUGCAGAAAUUGAAAAUUUCGGUUUGAACUCGUAUGAUACUCGUGUUUUUUUUUGAUAUCAUUAUAAUGUUCAAUUUUGAAUGUUCCGAGUUCCGAAGUGAGAUAACAAACUAUAUACAGUCGAUUUUUAAUUUAAUUGAAAUCUGAAAUUGAAAAUGUAUUUGUGCUAGGAGGAGUUGACUCAAUGUUUAAGUAAUUCAAAAUGAAGUUCAAGUUGAAAAAUAGAAAGAAACCGCUCAACGUCGACGCAGCUAAGUCAGAAAAUACUGUUAUUUCAUCCGAAAUGGAGCAGGUAAAUACUAAAAAAAAUAAGAGGAAAUUCCCCAAAACAGAAGUGAAAGAUAACGACAUUGAGUCAGUACCAUCGAAGAAAUCAAAAAAGCAAGGAAUAAUCCGACCAACGAACGAGGAUAACGAUGCAGAAACUAAACAAGAUACCGAAGUCAUUCCUCAGAAAGGAGGAAAAAACUCUGUUGUGCCAAAAGGUGAUCUCAAAACGAAAUUCUCCAGUACCGAGGUUGUAGAAGAAAGCGUUGUUCAAUCUGUGAAAGUAUCCAAAAAGAAGAAAAAAAAACAGCCGAAGACUGGAGAAGUACAUAAUGAAGAAAAUGUUGACGAGAAUAGAGAAAAUGAUCUUGAUAAGAAAUUUUCCAGAACGAAAAAAUCAAAAAAGAAGAAAAAACAAUCAGUGAAAGAAGAGAAUAACGAUACUGGAAAAGAACAAAACACCGAAAUCACCUCUGAAGAUCACGCAAAAGAUCCAGAAAAGAAGAAUAAAAAAGCACAACCUGUGAUAGAAAAGACUACGAAUGCUGGAGAAAAACAAAACGGUUCUCUCGCCAAAAAUUCAAAAAAAAACAAAAUUUUCAAGGCUCAAGAAAAGCUGGAACUUGAAUCACGGACAAUUUUCAUAGGAAAUCUGUCGACGAAUUUCAACGGAAAAAAUCUCCAAAAGCUCUUCAGUAAAUUUGGAGAAAUCGAAACCUUUAGAAUCCGUGGUGCGAUACCGGAAUGCGAUAAAAUCUCGAAGAAAGUUGCAGUCAAUAAAAAGAUGUUCAAUAAAGAUCAGCAAUGUCUUGUAGCCUACGUUGUUUUCAAAAACGCACAAGACGCUCAGAAUGCAUUAAAUUUAAAUGGACAAAUAUUCGAAGAACGUCAUUUACGAGUUACCUUACCCUCUGAAAAAACUUUUGAUAAAAAUAAAGGAAUUUUUAUCGGAAACCUGCGAUUUAGAAUAACCGAAGAAGAAAUAUGGGAUUUUUUUAAAGACUGCGGUGAAAUAUCAUCGGUCCGAGUUAUUAGAGAUAAGGAAACAGGAUUUUGCAAAGGAUUCGGUUAUGUAAAUUUCAAAACCGAAGAUUCGGUAGAAUUUGCUUUGAAACUAGAUGAAGAGAAACUACAAGAUCGUGAAAUUAGAAUCAAGCGUUUAUUCAGCGAAGGAAAACUAGAGAAAUUAAAAAAGAAGAAAGAAUUGUAUGCUAUCAAAAAUUAUAAACCCAAUUUUAAUUCAAGGAAAGAGAAAACUUCUAAUGAUAAAUCAGGUUUCAACAAGAAAUUUAAAUCAAGAAAUGAGAAAACUUUCAAUGAUAAACCUGGUUUCCAGAAAAAAUUCAAAUCGAAGACAGACAAAACAAAUGACGAUAAAUCCGGAUUCAAACCUAAAAAAAAACACAACAACGUUAACAAAGUAGAUUUGAAGAAGAAGAAACUUGCUGAAAAAUUGAUGGCGAAAUCAAAAAAGAAAGCAGUUUCGUCGUAACCUAAUGUGAUGCAUUUAUUACCAUUAUUCAUCCAUUAUAAGAGAAACGUAUUUAUUCGUUGAAGAAUAAAUUUGUACACAAAUUUGA